Messenger RNA from Xenopus laevis (African clawed frog), 9070 nucleotides. RefSeq names its product AT-rich interactive domain-containing protein 1A (gene arid1a.L). The transcript has 20 exons. Bases 1597 to 7755 code for a protein of 2052 amino acids. NCBI's taxonomy places the organism in Eukaryota, Metazoa, Chordata, Amphibia, Anura, Pipidae. The record is from RefSeq and is a predicted model, not a curated record.
GAAUUAUGGGCUGCCAUGGUCACAACAGGAUCCUGAGUGUGGAGCUUGGAUCCGGACUGAGGCUAGAAAACAAGCUGAUAAUGAGCCCCCUCCCCCAUUCCAGCGCUCCAGACUAUCCUUUUGUGCCGCUUGUAUGAGCAUACGUGCUGGGAGGGAGGGGGAAACCAGAGCACUGAUGCCGCGGGACAUGUACACAGAUAAAUGUGACAGAAAUAUAUAUAUAGCCCGCAAUUGUACAGAUACAAAUGACUUUGAGCGGUGUAUAGUAAAAACAUAUAGUAACAUACAAAUAUAGGCGAUUAAUACGUUUUGUUUGUAGAAUGACAUUUUGUACGUCCUAAUUGUAAUUAAAUUCUAAUGGCAGGAAUGUUAGAAUUCAAAACUCCAUGUACAGCCUAUCGCAAACUGACUAAGUAUAAAAUUAGAACAGUAAAUCGCUGUAACAUGCAAAGUGCGGCACCAACUCAUGUUUACAUGUAUGCUUAGUGUGUGACUAAAUACAUAUGGGCGCACACUCGACACACGUGACCAGCACGUUGCUUCGCAGCACAAUGAGCUCAGUACCGGACGCACACACACCACAUGACGUAGAAUAGCUGCGGAGACGCCUUUCGGCAUCACGUGAUGCUUAGUGUUCAGCUUCCCGCGCACCGCCCUGGGUCUUACUGCCUGACCUCUCCUUGCGCUCAAGCCUAUGGAAGACAAAUGAAGAGCUCCGGGUCUUUUUCCCAGAUCCAGGUCUUAUUGUCCUGACUGUCAUCUCGUUCUUUGUAAGCCUAUGAAAGAUAAAGGGACCAGUCUCUGAGAUCCUGGUCUGGCCCUUGGUUUUAUAUUCGUUUACUUUCCCAUAGUCCGGGCUUUACUGUACCCAUGGAACUGGUGUUCCAGUCCAUAAUUCACUUCUGGUUUUACUAGCUCGCCCUACCCAUAUGCGUGAUUUCCAGCUCCUGAUUUUACUUUCUUCGGUGGUUCAGCUCUGUGAGAAAAAAAAAAUCCAAUCUCCUGGUCUUGCAACCUACCUCUCCCUGUUUGAAUGAUUUAACUCCGGGCUUUGCUCCCCUUGUCCUUAUGCCUAGGAUCUAUUUCCGAUCUAGUAUAUGCUUUGAUCCAGUCCCGGGAUUUUGAUGCUACUAAAUGUGAGUGAGCCACCCAGCUCCGGGUUGUACUCCAGUGCCCUAGCUUUAUUUCCCCUUGUGCCCGGUCAAUGUGAUCCAGUUCCUGUCUGUAUUCCAGUUCUGGGUUUUGCCGCUUGGAUCACGGUGUGAGUGAUCCAGUACCCAGGCUUUACCUCCCGGUCCAUGUGAUUCGACCCAGUCCACGAUUUUUUUCUGUGCCUGAGCCGAGUGCAGGAAGCAGCUAGUCCGGUUCCUAACGUGUGCUCCAGUGCCCGUGUCUUGCGGCCUGUACCACCCCAGUCCUGGACUCCAGCUCCGCGCUUUGCGGCCUGUCCCUCCUCCUCCUCCUCUCUCGGUAAAAUGGCCUCUCCUCCUACUUUCUACCGCCUCGUGUCCGACUAAGCGGAUCCCCCCUGCCCGAACCAAACCCGGUACCCCGGAGGGGAGGCCUCCUUUAUCCCCGUCCUUUUUUCUCUCCUCCAUGGCUGCUCAGGUGGCCCCGGCCUCCGGCCCUAGUUUGGGGACCCCGCCCGCUGCCGGCCCCGACCUAAAAAAGAGUCCCGGGGAUCCCCCUCCUCCCCCUAACGAGACACAGCAAGAGGCUCCGGUUACGGCUUCAAACGAAACAGACUCAACGGAGGCGGCGAACGGGACACGAGCAGUGCCGGCCUCUUCACAUCAGGAGCCUGGGGAUCCGCCUGCGGCCUCCUCCGCCUCAUCGCACCCGCCCGGCGGGUUUGGCUUCUCUCCGUACCCGAGAGGGGUAUUUCAGCCCGGCCCUGGCUUGGACUAUACUCCUCCAACAGAUUCCUAUAACUCGUACCCGGCCUAUCCUAACCGGGCCUACCCGCCGGGCUACCCCCCGCCUCGUCCGCCCGUCUCCACAGGCAAGCCCCCGGCUCCGGCCUACGCGCCCCCUCCACCGCGAUUCGGACCACCGCAACCAGCAGCUGCAACCCCUACACUCAACCAGCUGCUGACAGCGCCCAGCCCCGGGCGGGGAUACCCGGCCUACCCGGGGGGAGAAUACCCGGAUCAACACAAAGGAGCCGAAGGUUACACCACCGGCUGGGCCGCGGGUCAGAGGGGAGUGCAUGCCCCUGGCAGUCCGGGGAGCAGCGGUCAAGGUCUGCCCAGAACACCGCAGCCUGCUACCCCCAUGGAUCAGAUGGGAAAAAUGCGACCCCAGCCAUAUGGGUCCACUAAUCCAUACAGCCAGCAGCAGGGAGCUCAACAGGCACACUCUGGGUACUCAGUGCAGCCUUACUCUUCCCAGAGUCCACAGAGAUAUCCUAUAUCCAUGCAAGGAAGACCACAAGGUGGCAUGAGCAUGCAGUAUGGGCAACAGAUGUCUCCAUAUACUCAGCAAGCUCCUGGGUCCUACUCUCAACAGAGCCAGUCUCCUUACUACAACCAGCAGAGCCUCCACCCUCCACAGCAACAACAAACAACUCCCCCACAAACCCAGUAUUCUCAGCAGCAAUCAGGUCCUCAGUCGUAUUCGCAGCAACAAGCUCCAUCGUCUCAGCCUCCCCCUACUCAAUCGGGUCAGCCCACAUUUACACAACAGCAGUCCCCGUCCCCUUCACCAUACACACAGCAGCAGGGUGCCCCCACCAGCUCACAGAGCCAGUCACCAUAUUCCCAACAAACUGCCCAGUACACCUCUACACAGCAGCAGGUUUCAUCGUAUCCCUCAACAGGAGCACAACAAUCGGGAACAUACUCUCAACAGCGGUUUCCUCCACCACAGGAGCUCUCUCAGGAUUCCUUCACAUCACAAGCAUCAUCCACACCUUCUCUGGGCUCCAGCAAAGGCCAGGAUGACUUGAGUAUGGGAAUGCAGCCACGGCCUUCUAGUCUACCUGAUCUUUCUGGUUCCAUUGAUGAUCUCCCAAUGGGUGCAGAAGGCGCACUGAGUCCAGGAGUCAGCACAUCUGGAAUCUCCAGCAGCCAAGGCGAACAGAGCAAUCCUGCCCAGUCUCCUUUCUCACCUCACACUUCCCCACACCUCCCUGGCAUUAGGGGUCCAUCCCCUUCUCCUGUAGGUUCCCCAGCAAGUGUGGCACCAUCUCGCUCUGGACCCCUCUCUCCAACUGCUGUUCCCGGAACUCAGAUGCCUCCGCGGCCCCCUAGUGGGCAGUCAGAUGGCCUGAUCCACCCUACAAUGAACCAGGCUAGCCUUGGGCAGGAGCGAGGAUACAUGCAGAGGAAUGCACAGAUACCUCAAUACGGAUCCCCUCAGCCUGGUCCAGCACUUUCCCCCCGCCAGUCAACUGCGGCACAAAUGCAUUCUGGGUUGGGGCCCUAUCAACAAAAUUCCAUGGGUAGCUACGGUCCUCAGGGAGGACAGUAUGGACCUCAAGGUGGUUAUCCACGGCAGCCUAACUAUAAUACUAUACCCAACGCUGGAUACUCUGCAGGAGGAAUGGCCCCACUUGUUGCAGGUGGGCAGAUGCACGGGCAGGGAGGAAUGCCUCAGUACGCAGGGCGCAUAGGUCACUCUGGCAUGGGCAGCCGUCCAUAUGGGCCUAACAUGGGCAGUAUGCCGCCACAGGUGGGCUCUGGGAUGUGCCCACCUCCUGCAGGCAUGAACCGCAAAGCACAAGAAGCUGCUGGUAUGCAUGCCACCCCCAACUCCUUACAGAGCAGGUCUCCAGGAUACCCAAACAUGAACCAGGGUGGAAUGAUGGGAUCUGGCACACCUUAUGGUCAAGGCAUGAAUAGCAUGGCUGCUAUAAUGAACACACAGGGAAAUCCCUACAUGAGUGGCAACAUGGUUAACAACUCAGGCAUGGCUGGCAGUCCAGAUCUAAUGGGGCUUCCUGAUGUCAAGUUGACACCAACCCCAAAAAUGAACAACAAGGCAGAUGGGACACCAAAAUCAGAGACCAAAUCUAAGAAGUCCAGCUCCUCCACGACUACAAAUGAAAAGAUUACAAAGCUGUAUGAGCUGGGAGCAGAGCCUGACAGGAAGAUGUGGGUAGAUCGUUACCUGUCCUUCACAGAAGAGAAGGCCAUGGGCAUGACCAACCUACCAGCAGUGGGCAGAAAGCCUCUUGAUUUGUACCGCCUCUAUGUGUCUGUCAAGGAUAUCGGAGGGCUCACCCAGGUAAACAAAAACAAGAAGUGGCGAGAGCUGUCAACAAACCUGAAUGUGGGCACUUCAAGCAGUGCUGCAAGCUCACUGAAAAAGCAGUACAUACAGUGUCUGUAUGCCUUUGAGUGCAAAAUUGAGAGAGGAGAAGAUCCACCACCAGAUAUCUUUGCCUCUGCUGAAUCCAAGAAACAAGCCAAGAUCCAGCCCCCGUCACCGGCUGGCUCUGGCUCUAUGCAGGGGCCACAGACCCCUCAGUCUACAAGCAGUUCAAUGGCUGAAGGAGGAGACCUUAAACCCCCAACGCCAGCAUCAACUCCACAUAGCCAUAUGCCACCUAUGCCUGGUAUGAGAAAUAACUCUGUGGGUCUUCAGGAGACAUAUGAUGGUUCAGAUCCAUCCUACCAGAAAAGAAAUUCCAUGACCCCAAAUCCUGGGUACCAGGCAGACAUGAUGGGCAGAAUGCCUUAUGAGACAGGCAAGGAUCCUUAUGGGAACAUGAGAAAAGGAGCAGAUCCUUUCAUGCCCUCAGGACAAGGUCCAAGUGGGACAAUGGGGGAUCCUUAUAGUCGUGGUACAGGUCCUGCUAUGCCCAACCUUGGACAACGUCAGCACUACCCUUACGGUGGUUAUGACAGAGUGAGGGGUGAGCCUGGUCUAGGUCCAGAAGGAGGAAUGGGAAGUGGAGGGAAUCCGCAAAAUAUGAUGCCUUCCAAUGCAGACAGUGGCAUGUACUCUCCUGGACGCUAUCCACAGCAGAGGCAUGACUCCUAUGGGAACCAGUAUCCCACACAGGGCACAGCUGCAGGCAGCCCCUAUCCUAGCCAACAGAAUCCUCUGUACCAGCAACAGAACUACAAAAGGCCCAUGGAUGGUAGUUAUGGACCACCUUCAAAGCGUCAUGAAGGUGAAAUGUAUGGUGGCCCAUUCAGUGGAGGGCAAGCUGGGCAGAACCAACAGCAACCCCAGCCUCCACCUCCGCAACAGCAGCCCCCAGCGUCUGGAGUACCACCACCCCCUGGACAGCCUCCUGCAGCCACAAACACUCAGCAGCCACAGGACCCUUAUGGGCAGUAUGGAGGCAGCUAUGCCCAGGGAUCUGAACGUCGCCCAGUUGCCAGUGGGCAGAACCAAUUUCCUUUCCAAUUUGGGCGUGAAAGAGUGUCUGCUGCGCCUGGGAGUAACUCCCAAUCACCUCUACCAUCAAGUGUAAUGAGCAACUCAGGGGAGGGGAACCAACAAGGAGCCAUGUGGCAAGGCAGAAAUGAUAUGAGCUAUAACUACCAAGGCAGGCCUGGACCCCCUCCAGCUAACACACAGGGGCAAGGCUACCAUUCUGUCCCCCCACGUGGGGAAGACCUGCUGCACUCAGAUCAGAGGCUCAGUCAUGAAGGUCAGUGGCAACCUCAUGUUAACAGGCAGCAGCCACCUUAUGUGCCUGCUCCUGGACCCCCUAUGACACGAGCGCCCCCACAGUCUGGGUAUCAAGCCUCUCCCAGCAUGCCCAACCAUUUGCCUCAGGUUCCUAGUCCAGCAACUCCUCGGCCCUUGGAAGCCCAUACUUCACCCAGUAAGUCUCCAUUCUUAAAGAUGCAGAAGGCUGGACCACCUGUGCCUGCCUCUCACAUUGUGCCCGCACCGACUCAGCCACCACUUAUCCGCAGGGACAUUACUUUUCCUCCAGGGUCCGUAGAAGCCACACAGCCUAUUCUCAAGCCAAGACGAAGGCUUACAGCCAAGGAUAUAGGGACUCCUGAAGCUUGGCGUGUGAUGAUGUCAUUAAAGUCUGGUCUCCUGGCUGAAAGCACCUGGGCUCUGGACACCAUUAACAUUCUGCUUUAUGAUGACAACAGCAUCAUGACUUUCAACCUCAGUCAACUCCCUGGAUUAUUAGAGCUGUUAGUGGAAUAUUUCAGACGGUGCCUGAUUGAAAUCUUUGGGAUCCUCAGAGAGUAUGAAGUUGGAGAACAUGCUCAAAAAACAUUGCUUCAACCUUUCCCAUCUGAUUCUUCAAGCCUUCUCUCAGAUGAUACUGAAUUAGGUGAUGGGGAUGAUCGGAAGUCUGUGACAGAUAGUGACCCCCAAAGUGAGGAUGAAGAGGGCCGAGAGGAGAGAAAGGCUUAUAAUACUCCAUUUUCUGGUACUGAGGAUGCUCAACAACAAAGCAGCAAGUUUGACAGGCUCCCUAUAAAAGUGGUUCCAAAGGAAGAUCCCUUUGUGUUAGACUGCUCUCAUCAGUUGGGCCGCUUACAAGAAUUUGAAAGUGGCCUAUUUCACUGGCGAAUUGGAGGGGGGGACACCACUGAACACAUCCAGACACAUUUUGAAAAACGUCCUGAACCCCCUUCACGCAGGCGGUCCCCAGUUAAACGCCGCUCCCGGGAGCAAACGAUUCUAGCAGCAGAGGACACAACUCCUACCAUUGAUGAUGUUCUGUGUGCCCAGCCAAGCUCAUUAUCACAGAAGAUUGGUGAAACCACUGGAGAAGAUUGUGAAUUUUCAUUAGGUCGGAGCCCUCCACCAAGAAACAGGCAUGGUAUAAAAAUAUUAGAGGAUGAGCCUCACAGCAAAGAUGAAACCCCAUUGUGCACACUGGAGGACUGGCAGGAUGCUCUGUCCAGGCGUUGUGUGUGCAUAUCUAAUAUCUUGCGUAGCUUGUCUUUUGUGCCAGGCAAUGACUUGGAAAUGUCCAAACACCCUGGGCUGUUGUUGCUACUGGGAAAAUUGGUGCUACUCCACCAUAAGCAUCCAGAACGCAAGCAAGCACCACUCACUUAUGAGAAAGAGGAAGAGAGGGAUCAGGGAGUAAGCUGUAACAAGGCAGAGUGGUGGUGGGACUGCCUAGAGAUGUUGCGUGAGAAUACCUUGGUUACACUUGCAAACAUCUCAGGGCAGCUGGAUCUUUCUCCCUAUCCCGAAAGCAUAUGUCUGCCUAUUCUGGAUGGCCUCCUACACUGGGCGGUGUGUCCUUCAGCUGAGGCACAGGACCCCUUUGUAACACUGGGCCCCAAUGCGGUGCUGUCCCCCCAGAGACUGGUGCUCGAAGCCCUUAGCAAGUUAAGUAUCCAGGACAGCAACGUGGACCUCAUACUGGCCACACCACCCUUCAGUCGAUUGGAAAAGUUGUACGGGACCUUGAUACGGUUCUUAAGUGACAGAAAAAACCAUGUGUGCAGGGAAAUGGCAGUUGUGCUUUUAGCCAAUCUGGCUCAAGGUGACACUUUAGCAGCAAGGGCUAUUGCCCUCCAGAAAGGCAGUAUUGGAAACCUUCUGGGCUUUUUAGAGGACAGUCUGGCUGCCACCCAGUUUCAGCAGAGUCAGGCUGCCCACCUGCAUGGUUCCUCUGCAUCAUUUGAGCCUACCAGCACAGACAUGAUGCGGCGGGCAUCACGUGCCCUGCUGGCAUUUGCAAAAGUUGAGGAGAACCACCCAGAAUUCACCCUGUAUGAGUCUCGCUUGCUGGACAUCUCUGUCUCUCCACUCAUGAACUGCUCUGUGUCACAGGUAAUCUGUGAUGUUCUCUUCUUGAUUGGCCAGUCAUGACGGCUGCAGGGAGACACCUUCCCAGAAUACUUUGUCUCCCACCACCGUAGAACGGAAUCCUGUUGACACCACCCCUUCUCUUCUCCCCACCUUUUUAUUUAUGCAAAAAACUACGUCUCAAUCCACUGUCUGCCCCAGAGAGGAGAAUUGGCCACCAUUGUGGACCUUUCCCCGCCCUCCUUCCUCCUCUCUGUGUUUUGGUGUUAACCAAAGCUACUGUAUUUCAGUGAAUUAUUAUUAUUAUUAUAUAUAUAUAUAAUUUUUUUUUUUUUUACUGGGGGUGGAAAGGGGCUCCACUGUACUUAACUUCUCCCCCUCCUCUUUACUGCCCUUUCUCCUAAGCCUUCAGCCAAGGGGUUGGCUCAUCUUUUUAAGGAGACACAGACUUCUGAACCAUCAAAUAGGGAGAAUGCACCCCCCCCCAUACCCAAGUCACCAUAAAAUAAUUUGCAGGAUUUCCUUCCUCACUUGCAAUCUUUAGACUAGAAAUUGUGUGCCCUUAAUCUUUAAAGAGAAGAAAACUGAAAAAAAAAACCUUAAGACUUUACCUUUUUAACUGUGCUGAGAAACCCUGCAGAAUCCGACCGGAGCUGGAAAAACCCCACAACCUCAGAGACAUGAUGUAGGUUUUUAAACAGAGAGCGACAUGGAUCGCUUUUAGUUUUCCGGAGGAGACAGACACAGAAAAGUCGCUUUCCCCCAAAGUUUCAUGUGAAGCAACACCCUUACCUCUUAAACUUAGAUUGUAAUAAUCGGAGAUCGCCUCUUAUAACUGGUUUUAACCUUUAGCUUGUAGGUUGCAAGCUGCGAUGUCUGUAUAUAUAUGAUGAUGUACAUUAAAGGCACACCUCUUGUAUCCAACCUCAACCCACUUCCUUCCCAAACACAAGCUCUUUCCCCAUUCAUCUGUAGAAUAUGGGGGAUACGGUUCAGCCUAUUAAAAACUCCCUUUCUCCAGGUAUAUGGAGGGAGGGACCUGUAUGGACUGUUUGCCUACAGAGAACACUCUCCACUUCCUCACCUUUGUAUAUCCAGCAAUCCUAUCAACUUUUAGAAGGUUUUUUUCCCCAUUACCGAUCAAGGUGUGAGUUUUUUUUCGUUCUUGUUUUUUGUUUUGUUUCAGUUCCCCAGACAAAUUGAGAAUUUUUUUCCAGCGAUUUCUGCAUAUUUGUAGCUCCAAAAAAUGUAAAUUUCAGCCUAUUCCUUUUUUUGUUUUAUUUUUAUUUUUGCUUAAUGAAUAUAUCAUUUAUUCAGUAUGAAAUCUUUAUACUCUAUGUUCCCGUGUUAAGAAUAAAUGUACAUUAAAUCUUGUUAA